AUGCAUCACCCCACACUGUUCGCGGCUGGCGCUGCCGUUCUAUCGGCUUUACCUGGCGCCCAAGCUGGCAUGUAUCCCAAGAGCUCUGCUGUGCUCCAGGUUGAUGCCAAAAAUUACGACAGCCUGAUUGCCAAGUCCAACUACACUUCGAUUGUUGAGUUCUACGCUCCCUGGUGCGGUCACUGCCAGAACCUCAAGCCUGCCUACGAAAAGGCUGCCAAGAACCUUAAUGGACUGGCCAAGGUCGCUGCCAUCGACUGCGACGAGGAUGCCAACAAGCCUCUCUGCGGCCAGAUGGGUGUUCAGGGCUUCCCUACCCUCAAGAUUGUGAGGCCUGGCAAGAAGCCCGGCAAGCCCGUUGUCGAGGAUUACCAGGGGCCUCGAACCGCCACCGGCAUCGUUGAGGCCGUCGUCGACAAGAUCACCAACCACGUCAAGCGCGUUUCCGACAAAGACCUCGACUCCUUCCUCGAGGGCGACAAGCCCAAGGCAAUCCUCUUCACCGAGAAAGGCACCACAAGCGCCUUGCUCCGCAGUGUCGCCAUUGACUUUCUCGACGCUGUCACGAUUGGCCAGGUUCGCAGUAAGGAGGCAAAAACGGUCGAGAAAUUCGGGGUCAAGUCAUUCCCCACCCUGGUGCUACUACCGGGUGGGAACAAGGAGCAUAUUGUCUAUGAUGGAGAACUAAAGAAGGAUGGGCUUGUGUCGUUUAUUUCCCAGGUCGCCUCGCCCAAUCCUGACCCCGCGCCCAAGGGCGACAAGAAGAAGGGCGACAAGAAGGCCGAGAAGAAGUCUGAGAAGAAGAGCAAGUCCGCAUCCAACAAGUCGAGCACCAGUACCGCUACCGAGCAGGAGGCCAUCCCCGAGCCCGAGGCCGCCACCGAAACCCCGUCUACUGAGCAGGCCGCUCCUGUCCUUAACAUCAUCCCUCCACUGCCCAUUGCCACCACGCCCGAGAAGCUCCUGGAGGAAUGCCUCAACACGAAGUCCCACACCUGCGUCCUAGCUUUCGUGCCAUCAAAGGAAAACGAGAAGGCCGACAAAGCGCUCACCAGUCUGUCGGAGAUCGCCCAUAAGCACGGCCAGGCCAAGCGCAAGCUGUUCCCCUUCUUCUCUGUUCCUGAUGAGAACCCAGCUGCAGCCACUAUUACAAAGGGCCUUGGUCUAACUAGUGAGGUUGAAAUUAUCGCCGUCAACGCCCGCCGGAACUGGUGGAGACAGUACGAGGGUGACUUCGAUGCAACCAGCGUCGAGAGCUGGAUCGAUGCUAUCCGUCUAGGUGAGGGUGCGAAGAAGAAGCUCCCUGAAGGCUUGGUAGCCGAGGAGGUCGAGGCAGCGUCCCCAGAGAGCAGCACAGCCGCCUCCACCGCAGCCACAGAUCCUACUCCCGAGCCCGAGACGGAGGCGCCCGAAGAGAAGCCAUCGGAAGCCCCCGCGCCGCAUGAUGAGCUGUAA
Molecule: messenger RNA, 1455 nt
Organism: Colletotrichum orchidophilum
Lineage: Eukaryota; Fungi; Ascomycota; Sordariomycetes; Glomerellales; Glomerellaceae
Exons: 2
Coding region: 1-1455 (484 amino acids)
Biological process (GO): response to endoplasmic reticulum stress
Cellular component (GO): endoplasmic reticulum lumen
Molecular function (GO): protein-disulfide reductase activity; protein disulfide isomerase activity
Source: RefSeq, a predicted model, not a curated record